AUACGCCUGUUAGCAUGGCCGACACGGAGAGCACUGGGACUAAGCGCAAGCUCAAGGAGAACGCCUUCACAGCCAAGGCCGAGAGCGGGACCCUCAAGGUGAAGAUACUACGACGCGACCAGCGGGGCAAUCUUUCCUCCUCUGCAUCCCCCACUGCGUCCACCAAGACAAGAAAUCGUCGCACCGCAAAAGCUCAACCACCGCCUGACUCACCUCCAAAGCCUCGUCCUAACCGGAAGCAUGUGCCCAUCUUCUACGAGCCGCAGUUCCGUCAACCCAUCAAGAGAGGAGGUAGCCAUCAUAGUAGCUCCACGGACGAGCACUCGACAUCGUCCACCAAUGUCCCUGGAAUCCACUCAGCGUCCACCGAGACGUCUGGAGUAGCGUCCACAUCGUCCACAAGCUCAAGUUUUGUGUCUCAUCUGUCAGAUGUGAAGCUUGAGGACCCACCUAGAGCAAACCCGCUGUUUGCUCGCAAUGAUAGCGAUGGACUGGGCACAUUGGGGGAGCUACUACGACCUUAUAUGCCUUCAGGCAUGCAAUCGAGCUUCCCCCAGUCAUCAUCGGCGGGACUUCUGAUGGACAGGAACGCAGGGCUCUCGUCAGCGUUGCACCAACUUGCAUCGUCUUCUGCUUCAUACCGCUCAGCAUUGGAAGAUCUCUCGGCUGCAAAUGGGAAAGCUACUGAUACAACAUCUUCGGCUCCUGCGUCUGCAGUCUCGGAUUCGACAAGUAAUGCAGGGUUGGAGAGCUACAGAUUCGAUCCAUUGGCUGCACUACAAACUGCUAUUGAUCAUGCGCAGCGUAGGGAAAGUAAAAGUGACACACCGCGUGAAGUCGGCAGUCCUACUAGCAACGCUCGAUUCUAUCGACUGGAGCCGUCGGGAUCAUCACAGAGCAACGAAAGCACGUCGACAAGUCUGGGGCCUCCACCAGAACUCCCUCCAUCGUUUGCUCUGCAGAAUUCACUAGUAGGAGGCGGAAUCCAUCGCUUCUCUCUUUCAAAAUCAAUGGAUGGCGCCAAGGACGCCACAAGUUCUUCUCCAAACAAUGACAGUGGUGCCAAGGAUGCCAUUGCUGCUCUUGGACCCCCACCAGACGCUCCACCGUCAUUCCUACUCUCCAAUUCACUGACAGGAGGGAGUAUUUCGAUUUUGAAUCUACCCAGGACGAAUCCCAGUCUGGAUAGACUGGGGUCAUUGACGAGGUUGAUCAGCCAAGCAAAUGAGACCGCCAAGGACCUGAACACGACGUUGUCGUCUCCACCAAAGGCAAAUCCUGGUCUGGAUAGACUAAUGUCGUUGUCGAGUGUUGUGAGUGAGGACGGUGAGACUGCCACGAAGAUGAAGCUGACGUCGACUCCAGACACUAGUUCAGCCUCUUCGAGCACCACUCACGAGACUGAGGAUAGCAACAGUGAAGUCAUUGACUUGGGGCCACCACCUACCGGUCCACCUGCGUUUACAAUCGGAAACUCACUAAUGGGAGGAGGAAUCGAGCUACAACCCGCGGCUACGAAUGUGAAUACUCACAAUUUUGACUGGAAGUUGCACAGAAGUGCGUCAAAUAGCGGCGGAGAUGCGACAUCGGCUACUAGGGACAUUAGUCACGGAUUGCGAGCUCAGCUCGAGCGAACUUUGGCAGCGUCGCAGAAUGGAAAGGACAAGUCAUAAGGUUGUGAAAAGUCUUGGGUAUCGUACAAAUACAUGAAGUACAAUUGAAGUAAAUUAUUUCCAAAGUACAACGCCAAAUACACAGCCGAAGGUGCAACUGGAGAAGCAGCAUUCGUUGAAAUCCGUUGCCUGGUGACGGCAACACGCGCUAAUCUCUUGGAUUCAUCCAAAUACAUGCCAUCACUCUCUCAAGCCCUGAAAUUCUUCUCCGUGCAAAUUGGGUUUGAGCUGGCAAAUCGCGGAGCGGUCGCAGUGUACCUCCAUCGUUAAUUUCAUGUGUGCAGCUGAAGUUGUUUGUCGUGACUUGCGGUACUAGGACUGAACCAAAAUUGUACAUAUAUGUGGAUAUCACACGAUUUUUUGAUCCCAACUU
Molecule: messenger RNA, 2046 nt
Organism: Phytophthora nicotianae INRA-310
Lineage: Eukaryota; Oomycota; Peronosporomycetes; Peronosporales; Peronosporaceae
Exons: 1
Coding region: 15-1673 (552 amino acids)
Source: RefSeq, a predicted model, not a curated record